Molecule: messenger RNA, 327 nt
Organism: Zygosaccharomyces rouxii
Lineage: Eukaryota; Fungi; Ascomycota; Saccharomycetes; Saccharomycetales; Saccharomycetaceae
Gene: RPP1A
Product: ribosomal protein P1
Exons: 1
Coding region: 1-327 (108 amino acids)
Biological process (GO): translational elongation; cytoplasmic translation
Cellular component (GO): ribosome; cytosolic large ribosomal subunit
Molecular function (GO): ribonucleoprotein complex binding; protein kinase activator activity; structural constituent of ribosome
Source: RefSeq, a predicted model, not a curated record
AUGUCUGUUGAAACUGCUUUGUCCUACGCUGCUUUGAUCCUUGCCGACUCUGAAGUCGAAAUCUCUUCUGACAAGUUGUUGACUUUGACUAGCGCUGCUAACGUCCCAGUUGAAGCUAUCUGGGGUGACAUCUACAGCAAGGCUUUGGAAGGUCAAGACUUGAAAGAAUUGUUGGUCAACUUCAGCGUUGGUCCAGCUGCUGCUGGUGGUGCCGCUGCCGCUGGUGGUGCUGCUGCUGCUGAAGGUGCAGAAGCUGCUGAAGAAAAGAAGGAAGAAGAAGCCAAGGAAGAAUCCGAUGAUGACAUGGGUUUCGGUCUGUUUGACUAA